Messenger RNA from Alosa sapidissima (American shad), 2434 nucleotides. RefSeq names its product solute carrier family 18 member 3a (gene slc18a3a). The record is from RefSeq and is a predicted model, not a curated record. NCBI's taxonomy places the organism in Eukaryota, Metazoa, Chordata, Actinopteri, Clupeiformes, Clupeidae. Gene Ontology annotation, biological process: transmembrane transport; chemical synaptic transmission; xenobiotic transport. Gene Ontology annotation, molecular function: xenobiotic transmembrane transporter activity; acetylcholine transmembrane transporter activity. The coding region runs from base 415 to 1965 and encodes 516 amino acids. Gene Ontology annotation, cellular component: AP-2 adaptor complex; AP-1 adaptor complex; terminal bouton. The transcript has a single exon.
GAUGGUAUCAUACUUUUCUGCGUCACAGGUGACUGAUCAUCAGCAACUAUCCUACCUUUUUGACGGCGGAAGAACCUCGGUCCCCUUGCAAAAUAACUCAUUUUCAGGAUGGAACAGAAGUUAACACAGACUUGAGUUUAUUUGGGUCCUCCUCGUCACAGAGCAGGACAAAAUACAAUGAAACAAGGUCGGAUAAUCUACGGUGACAAGAAGAUACCUCAAUAGAGCGCAAAAAGGGGCGAGCGCAAUGAAGUACAGCAACGCGCGAAGGUAAAAAAGUUAGUUUUUUAGUGUUGAAAGAAGAGACUGGAAGUGAGCGUCAAAUGUGAUCUGUAAGCGUAGAGCACACCUAAUAUACAGAUCAAAGUUUAAAAGCUGUGAUUCAAGAACGAAGAUCUGACAGGUCGGCCAGUCAUGGCUUCAGAAGAAUCCAUCGGUUUAGCGCAAUCUGCUGCUGUGAAAUUAUCAGAAAUGGGGGAAAGAACUAAGCAUUUGGGCAAUGCCAUACAAGACCCCGAGCGGCAAAGGAGAAUAAUAUUAGUUAUUGUUUGCGUUGCUCUGUUAUUGGACAACAUGCUGUACAUGGUGAUAGUACCAAUUAUACCCGAUUAUCUUGUAAGUCUCGAGCAAAAGGCAGAGCACGCCCAUGCAGUUUUGCAUAUGAAUAACUCAAACAGCACGGCACACAUCGGAAAAGAAAACUUUGAUGUGGAAAUCGGUGUACUCUUUGCUUCCAAAGCCAUUUUGCAACUUCUAGUCAAUCCACUCACAGGAACCUUUAUUGACCGUGUCGGGUAUGACAUUCCACUCCUAAUUGGACUUACGAUCAUGUUCCUAUCCACCUGUAUAUUUGCUUUCGCUGAAAACUAUGGAACUUUGUUUGCAGCACGUAGUCUGCAAGGUUUGGGAUCUGCAUUUGCAGACACUUCCGGAAUUGCCAUGAUUGCUGAUAAGUAUACGGAGGAGGGAGAGAGGAGUCGUGCCCUGGGCAUUGCCCUUGCAUUCAUAUCUUUUGGGAGUCUAGUGGCGCCCCCCUUUGGAGGUAUACUUUACGAGUUUGCAGGGAAGCGGGUCCCAUUCCUUGUCCUUGCCUGCAUUUGUUUUGCCGAUGGUAUUUUGUGUCUGACUGUCCUGAAGCCUUUUUCAAACAAUACUCGAGAGAACAUGCCAAUAGGCACUCCCAUUUACAAACUCAUGAUUGAUCCCUACAUAGCAGUUGUUGCAGGGGCGCUGACAACCUGUAACAUCCCCUUGGCCUUCCUGGAACCCACCAUCGCGAAUUGGAUGGAGGAAACCAUGAAUUCUACUCAGUGGGAAAUUGGACUAACUUGGUUACCAGCGUUUUUCCCACAUGUUCUUGGUGUAUACCUUACUGUGAAAUUAGCAGCUCAAUACCCUCAUUUACAAUGGUUCUAUGGGGCACUAGGAAUGGUUAUCAUUGGUGCAAGUUCCUGCACUGUGCCAGCUUGCAAAACAUUUGGACAGCUCAUCUGGCCAUUGUGUGGUAUAUGUUUUGGUAUUGCAUUGGUAGAUACAGCUUUGUUGCCAACACUUGCGUUUCUUGUAGAUGUGCGUCACGUGUCUGUGUAUGGAAGUGUGUAUGCUAUUGCAGAUAUAUCCUAUUGUGUGGCCUAUGCUCUCGGGCCAAUAGUUGCAGGUCAGAUAGUACACAACCUAGGCUUUGUCCAGUUAAAUCUGGGAAUGGGACUUGCCAAUGUUCUUUACGCACCGGCCCUACUGCUGUUGCGCAAUGUGUGCUUAAUGAAACCGUCCCAUUCAGAGAGAAAUAUGCUAUUAGAAGAGGGAGCCACAGGUCUUUACGACACUAUAAAAAUGGAAGAGCGGCAUAACAAGGGGAAAAUUCUCAGUUCAGCGGGGAACUGUGUAUCAGUUGAUGAAAAUGGCACCUUUGCGCAACCGAGAGGAUAUUCUGAAGAGGAAACAUCUGAACCAGAAUAUAUUUAACACGCCAUGGCACCAACGGUAUGGUCGUGCAGCCUCUCCCAUUCCUCUCCCAUUAGACAGACUGAGAGUACCUUCAGUGUGAUGCAUACAUAUUCUUACCCCCCAAUUACUGAUUAUGUAACUCGUUUAAGGUUACUUUCUCUGUUUCUUACAGAAUUAUUCCAUUAACCCACCCGUCUUUUCAGACUAAUUAAAACUGUAAACGCAAUGCUGGACAUCUCUGUUAAAUUAAUGUUCUAUCUCUGUAUUACUUGCUUGUUCAAAAUCAUAUUCAGGGAUGUAUACGGUGUUGCACAUGUCGAAAUUAUAUUGCUCGUUUUUCAGUGUAACAUUCAGUAGACCGGCCCACCCUUUGCUCUGUUUGUGCUGCUAUGACUUUUAUGCACUGUCACACGACACUUUCUCGAAAAACGGAUUGAACUGAAUCCCAAGUUGCAUUGUCUGUUGUCUGGAUUUGGUGAGAAUCAAU